Molecule: messenger RNA, 3523 nt
Organism: Temnothorax curvispinosus
Lineage: Eukaryota; Metazoa; Arthropoda; Insecta; Hymenoptera; Formicidae
Product: protein hunchback-like
Exons: 4
Coding region: 489-2357 (622 amino acids)
Biological process (GO): regulation of gene expression
Cellular component (GO): nucleus
Source: RefSeq, a predicted model, not a curated record
UGUCGUUGUUAGUUCAAGCUCUUGUCGUUCCUUUAAAUAUAUUCAACGUUCAUAAAUUCAUAUCGGUGCAUAUCGGCGAAGAAUAACGCUUGAUAGCACAUUGUGGCUUUAACUGCAAGUGUUUGGUGGUUUUUUGAUAUAUUUAAAAGUAUUGUACACUUUUAAAUGCCUCUCGUAAUCAAAGAGAAUUUCUGAGCGGAGCCGCGGUGUGAGAUAUGACUGUGAAAUGCAUCCAGGGAAAAAUGAUGUCUCCAUUAUCCGAAAACCAUGUUUGCCUAUAAGAAUAAAGAAAUAUCAUGAAAAAAAAUAAUUAAAGGACGAGAGAGCAGUUUCUUUGAUUUCGACGAUUUCACCGAUCAUUGCACAAACAACACUCCACGUCGUCAAGAAAUCAACGAUCGUUUCUUACGCGUGUGUCACUCGUCUGCUGCCGGGUAUAACCGCGAGUACGACCCAUCUACAAAAAUUUCACGUUAUCCAAGAAAUUUAUGCGGCCGCCGAUCAUCAUCAUGGACAAGUAUCAAGCUGAUCGAUCGUUGAGCACCGUGUCAAAUAUCAUACCGUUAUCCAUCAGCGAGAGUAUCAAUCCUAUGCGAGACCGUCUGCAGUGUCCGUUAUGUGUAUUCGCAACGUCAAGCAGGCCAGAAUUUACCGAGCAUCUACGUAGCCGUUGCACGCCGAAACAACGCAACACGUCCAAUCUUAAAGCCGUUCUUGCGCAUUUACCAGCCCUUAAAUCCCCUUUUGAUCCACACGGCGACAGCUGUUUUUCAUUCACCCUAACGGAACAUGAGACAGUAGAUGAGCACCAGACCGACGAGCAGUCUUCUCUUGGUGCUUACCGCGUGACGCCACGUGAAAACAACGUAAACGGGAGGCGAGACAGAAGCUUAUUAUUCCGAGAGGCUAAGACGUGCAAGCAUUGCACGUUCAUAGCUAGCACAAAGAUGGAAUAUUGGGAGCACAUGCGUUGCCACAUCAAAGGCUUUACAUGCUCCGAAUGCUCUUUCGUUACCAAGUACAAGCAUCACAUGAACCAUCACUGGCUUAGUGCUCAUCACGACGGCUCCAAACCGUUUAAAUGCAAAAAGUGUUUGUACACGUGCGUGAGCAAAUCAAUGCUGACCAGCCACCUAAAGAAGCACUCCAACAUCUAUCCGUACAGAUGCGCGGACUGUACAUACAAGAGCAAGUUCUGCAACGCGCUAAAGAAACACCUGCGAAAUAAAAAACAUCAGCCGGCGAUGGUGUUGAACGCUGACGGUUCGCCGAAUCCGUUGUUCCGCAUCGACGUCUACGGUACCAAACGCGGGCCCAAGCACAAUAAGCUAUUUGCUUCCGCUAAAGAGCAGCAGGAGGACGUAAAGAGUACUGUCGCGACGAUGACCACCACCGCGAACGACGAUCAGCAGCUCGGUUCAGCAUCAGUGACUUGUCCCGCACUCUUGUCACUUUAUUCGCCGAUCGCUCGGCGUCCGCGAACUGUAACCGCGAUAAACGGAAUAAACGAUGUUUAUUCGAGAAAUCAAAGUGGCAUAAAUAAGAACACAUCUGUCGCGACGUUUCCUUAUUACAGAGAUUUGGUUGCCGCAUUUAAUCUGUCGAGUCACGUUUCGUUUUGCAAAGACGCGACAUUCUACGAAAAUGUGCGGAGAACGGAUCACGCGCAGUCCGGUACGUUAACGGAGUACGCAAAGAUUUUAAAUGUCAGGAACAAGAUGCCGGAUAUGUUUGCUCAACGUCUGCCUGUAACUAUAUUCGACACGACAAACAACAUCAUGAGCGAACAUCACUCUUCAGAUAGCGUGAAAGCUCCUAGCGACGCCUCGACGACAUUCGUGGCGGUAAAAACCACCCAGCUAGACUACCAGACGACUAGAGAUUCUACAUCAAACGUGCCGUUGGAUCUCCGCAUGGCCGAUGAGGUGCGUGGAAAGACGCAGUUUCGGUUUCAGGGAUUAGCGCAACGUGGUGCGACGUCACCAAAAGUCACCCGCGGCACCAGCAAACGUAAGGGUAAAGCGAUCAAGUUGGAGCGUCGCGUGGUAAAAGAGAACACGGACCAAGAGCCAAGGCGAAACGGAGGUGUGUCUUUCGAGUCGUCGCCAGACAGUACGGCCGGUUUCCGCAAAGUAAAUCAGAGGAUCAAGGACACUAAGGACGAAACCGUUGCCGAUUUAUUCGAUGCCGAGCUGCUCAUCUGUCAUUACUGCGAGAUUAUAUUCGGCAACGUGAUCAUGUACGCCAUGCAUAUGGGUUGUCACACGUUUGAUGAUCCUUACACAUGCAAUAUAUGCGGCCAACAAUGCAUCGAUAAGCUAUCCUUCUUUCUACAUAUCGCUCGAUCGGAGCAUUAAGUAAAAGUAAAAAUGUCUAGUCGAAUUUGCCUCUGACACUUCAAUCGAAAGAAGGAAAACGUUAUGUGCGUCGUGAAUACGCCAACUUUUGACGUUAAAAAGAAUAAACCAUGGCAAGAUGUAGGGAAGAAAAUUUUCAACAUUUCUAGUCGAGAUGAGUAUUGAAUACAAAAAGAUACCUAUACGAACGUUUGCGUUUGCCAGCUCGAUAGAAAAGCAAAAGGUUAUAUAUAUAUAUAUAUAUAUUUUGAUCGAUAUUGUAUAUGUGCAUAUAUAUUGCUUAAACGAUAUAUGUUGCAGCGCGACAUACAGUGGAGGUCAGUAUGACGGGUUGCCCAUUCGUGCAGGCGCGCGUGGUCAUUCACAGCUACAUUCACUUUUGACGCGCCUACGCAGCUGUGACCGACCAUGCGCGCCUGCACGAACGGGCAACCCGUCAUGCUGUGUGACCUGUAUGUCGGUUCAACACAACCUACAUACAUAUGAAUCGAACUGACAAAUCAAUUUCAGUCGAGGCUAUAUAUUUCCAAACAAAUAUUUUUAACGAGAUAUACAUGCACAGAUGAUGUAUUCUAUGAAUGUACACCUCAAAUUUCGCCGUAUACUUGUCGAACUGAAAUGGACCGAAGGUAUCGAAAAUCGAAAUACCGCAAAUUUAAUCUUUAAUGUUGUUUGUUGCAUUUUUAUGAUGAUGAAACACAAAUGUGGAGCUCAUUUUUGCACAUAUAUAUAUAUAUAUAUAAGAGAUAAGAUACAGAUGUUAUGCAGAUCUCAAUCUUUAUCAAUAUAAAGACUGAAUAGACGAAAAAUAACAGAAGACGUGCUGUGAUUUAGAUUAAACUGAUAUUUCUUUCUCUUUGCACACACGUGCUUUCCUUAAUUCUUUUAUUUUUCUUUCUUGCGUAAUACAAAGUCGCGAUAUUCUGCAUUUACACGAUCUAAUUAAGAAGGUAGACUGCACGCUUGACAAGCAAAAAAAUAGACCUCUUUUUUUAAGUUAAAUAUUUAAGAAAUAUAAGUAUUUCUUUUGCUGGUGGUGGACAUAUGAUUCCAAAGUAACAAAAAAUCUAAAACAAAAUGAAAAAACGACGUCACAACCUAUAGAAAAGUGUGUCUCUAAAAUUUGUUGAAAGCAAAAUUUGAAAAAAAAAUUCUUUUAAAUUUUA